UGGGUCCGUGAAUUGGAAAGAAAUAGAGAAACCCUAAUUACCUUGUCUAGCUCCUACUUGCAGAGCUCGUUUUUCACCUUCUUUCAUCCCUCUUAAUCGAACCAGAGCACUAGAGCAAUGGUGUGGUUUCAGUGUGAAGAUUGCGGAGAGAACUUGAAGAAGCCUAAAUUACCUAAUCACUUCAGAAUUUGCUCAGCCAACAAGCUAUCAUGCAUUGAUUGCGGAGAGAUUUUCGGGCAGGAAAGCGUUCAGGGCCACACUCAGUGUGUUACUGAGGCGGAAAAAUAUGGUCCCAAGGGUCAAGGGAAAGCUUCAAAUGGUGCGACUCCUAAACCCAGUAAGAACACAAAGCAACAGCCUGAUAUUGAUAUAAAUGUUGGGUUAUCUGAACGUCCUCCUUGGUUUUGCAGUCUCUGCAAUACCAAGGCUACUAGUAAGCAGACCUUGCUUCUCCAUGCUGAUGGAAAGAAGCACCGGUCAAAGGCCCGAGCUUUUCAUGCUGCUAAGCGGCAACAAACUAAACAGAUAGAAGAAUCUGCUCAAGAUAAAACUGCCAUUAAUGGAAAUGCUAGAAAUGGUGAAGUGCCUGAUAAUAAUCAUGUUGAGGAACAAAAAGGAAAGGAGAUGCGAAAACGUGACAGACCAAGUGCCAUCUCAGAAACAGAGACUGGAAAGUUGCAAUCGAAAAAGAGAAAACUUGAUGAAUUUGGGAGUGAUGGUACUGUGAUAAUGACUGAUGGUGAUGCUACAGACUAUAUAGGCGAUGGUGUGACCCAAGUUGAUAAGGUGGUGGAAUCUGGCUGUAAGAAAGAUGCCAAAAAGAAGAUGAAGUUGAAGAGAUUGAUCAAAUCAGCCUUGAGAACUAAUCCAGAUGGGGUUUUGAAGAUGAAGAAAUUGAAAAAACUUGUUCUGAAUUCUCUCCGGGAAUCUGGCAUAACAGAUGAUAAGGCUCAACUCAGUGGCGUGCUUGAGCAAAAGAUAAAUUCAAGUUCCAGAUUUAGAGUUGAUGACAAAUGUGUCUGGCUGGUGGCAAAAGAUUGAAAAUGGAAUUGAGCAUUUUGAUUGUGUGGAAGAGAAUCUGCUAUAGGAGACAGCUGCAUCAAAUUGCAUAGCAUCCAUUAAUUAACCCGUUGAUUAAAAAUCAAGUUGAGCUGGUCCUCGACUCUUUUUUUAGACCAACAAUUUUGGGGGCCUUUUGUAGCUUGUGCUAUUAUUUAGUGCCGUCUCAUUUUUGUAUUACGCUAGGUCAGCAUCAUAGAGAAAGGAUUUCCAGAGGAUGGGCAGCCUUAUUUUAUUUUAUUUUGGCUCUUUUCAUAAUUGAUAAAUCAUUUUGAGUUCUUGUUCACAA
Hevea brasiliensis (rubber tree) is the source of this 1348-nucleotide messenger RNA. RefSeq names its product UBP1-associated proteins 1C. Gene Ontology annotation, biological process: negative regulation of transcription by RNA polymerase II; rRNA processing. NCBI's taxonomy places the organism in Eukaryota, Viridiplantae, Streptophyta, Magnoliopsida, Malpighiales, Euphorbiaceae. The record is from RefSeq and is a predicted model, not a curated record. Gene Ontology annotation, cellular component: nucleolus. Gene Ontology annotation, molecular function: zinc ion binding; DNA binding. The transcript is spliced from 6 exons. Bases 118 to 1041 code for a protein of 307 amino acids.